CACUUUCAUGGGAUCACACUCUCGUUCUCACAUGGAAUAUCAAAACAUAUAGCUCACGAAAAACAGGUGAGGUGCCUAAUGCAAAAUAUGAAGAAAACGUUGUGUUCAUGAUUUGUAUGACUGUUCAUUGGAAAGAUGAUCCCAAACCGUUAAAACAAAUCUGUCUUGUUGAUGAUGAAACUGCACCAGACUCAUGCUUGAUCACAGUUGUAUGUAGAAACCAAACCAAUUUACUGAAAGCAUUUGCAUUAUGUAGGAAAUGUUUAGCUCUGGAUAUACAUAUAGGUUUUAAUGAUUCACAAUAUGACUGGCUAUUGAUUGUGGAGAAGGCGAAAAAGUUAGGCAUUCUCGAAUGGAUGUUCAAUCAUAUGUCACUAAAACCUAUGAGCCUUGAAAAGCUCUUAGCUGUUAGUGGAAUGAAAGUGCAUAAUCUUUUAAGUGCCAGUACGUGGCAGGAAGGAAUUUUAACCAGUACAAUUCCAUGUGAACAAAUGGAAAUAGGAAAAUACCCUGGAGCCUAUAUUUUCCCACCGGUAAAGGGUCUUGAAAAUCGACGACCUGUAACUGGCUUAGACUUUACAUCAUUAUAUCCAAGCCUUAUCAUGACAUAUAAUCUCUUAUCUGAUAAAAUCAUUUUAUCUCGAGAGCGUGCUGAAUCUCUAAAGGAAAGCGAGCAUGGAAAUCAAGCUGAAAUGAAAGGCCUUUAUCUAAAAGUAUUAGAGGAAAAAGAAGAAUUAGAAAAGAAAAUUGGUUUGGCAGAAGCAAGUAGCGAGAACGUUACAGAUGCUUUAAAAUCUGAAUACUCUUUAGUUUCUUUUAUUGACGUCUCAUUAGCAGGCGGGGUAACAUCAACUGGUCAGCGGAAUAUCAAGCUUAUUGCCAAUCUUGUUAGAAGUAAAAGGUUCAGUGUAAAAUACGGGAAUACAGAUUCUUUAUACCUUGUCUGUCCAGAAAAAUAUUUUCAGAAAUAUGAUGAGGCAUAUGAUAAUGGUAAUGGGAUCUCGAAAGAAGAAUAUUGGUGUAUAAUGGUGAACAUCUCUAUAGAAGUAAUAGAAAGACUUCAUGAUGAAGUUAAUGACUUUCUCAGAAAUGAUAAUGGAUUAUCUUAUUUCAAAAUGGCGUAUGAGGAAGUCUUAUUUCCAGUAGUAUUUACUGGAAAGAAAAAAUACUAUGGCAUCCUAUAUAGAAGAGAACCCAACUUUAAUAAUAAGCUUUUCAUUCGAGGUGUUGAGAUUAUUGUGAAGAACGUGCUCAAAGAGAUCAUAAAUUAUAUUUUACAGAUAGACUUUAAUGGGAUAGUUAAAACUGCUGUGUGGAAGUCCAAUAAAAAUAAAAAGAGUGUUCAGUGUUUCAUUUCACGAAUGCAAAAUAGACAUACCUGUAAAGAAGCAGAUACCAAAUGGUGCAUAAAAAAGAGUUUAACACCUGAGCCUUAUCUUUAUCAAAUCCCAGAACCAGGCGAACACUUUGAGUAUAUUAUAGUUGAGAAUGAUUCAUCACAAAGUUAG
Funneliformis geosporum is the source of this 1508-nucleotide messenger RNA. NCBI's taxonomy places the organism in Eukaryota, Fungi, Glomeromycota, Glomeromycetes, Glomerales, Glomeraceae. The record is from the annotation of a GenBank genome assembly.